Molecule: messenger RNA, 1449 nt
Organism: Suillus subalutaceus
Lineage: Eukaryota; Fungi; Basidiomycota; Agaricomycetes; Boletales; Suillaceae
Exons: 11
Coding region: 1-1449 (482 amino acids)
Source: RefSeq, a predicted model, not a curated record
AUGGGAGACUUGGAUCCUGUCACAAAACUGUCCAAAAACCUAUCUAGCCGUGUGGAUGAACUACUCUGGAAUUCAUCACCAUUUCAAUUAUCCUUAGAUAGGAAGGAUGAUCAUAAUAUACUGCACAAAGCCAAGAUGUUCAAACUAACCAGUUCUGGUGUUGGUGUCAAGGAAACCGAGAUUUCCAAGAUUGAACUCUCCAGGGCUGCAGUCAGCAUAGCCUAUGCCACGGUUAAUAGUUACAAAGCUAAGGUGUCCCCAAACCCGCUGAAUUCUGACAGCCAACAAAGGGAGAAACUUGCAAAAUAUUUCAAGACUCCUUCUUUUGGCCACAUCUCAGAGCUGACCACAUUUAUUGACAUGCAUGGAAGGAUACUUGCUUGGCAUUUGCCUGGGACUAUGGUAUAUAUUGCAGGAAAGGUGCUAGAGCAUGGUGUCCCAAGAUGGGGUGAUGGGGAGAGGAUUGUGAUUGCCCACUUUGUCAAAGAUAAAGUACAUGACAAGCAGGGCAUUCCAAGACCGGGCUUGCCGAUGGAGCAGGAUUUUCUUAUCCGAGUAGGGGCUGGUGAGAAGGAAUGGUGGGGGGGGGAGGGAUUGCGCCCAGGCAAAAAAAACCACAUCUCAAGGCCAUUUCAUAUUCUUUCAAAGGCAGAGGCAGUUUAUCACGACAAAAAGACUUGGAUGUUGACUAUAUGUCCUUCAAGCCUACAACAGGCAAAAGGGGGAAAACGAGCAUGGCUCCAAGUUCAAACCAAUCCACUGUAUGAAACAUUGGGGGGACAUUCCUCCUCUUCUAGCCCAAAAAAACAGACAAAAAAGGCUCUGAUGGAAUUUCCAGAUUCUGGGACUUAUGAUGCAUAUCGGGAAACAUCCAGAGAAUUUGUUCUAGAAGCAGAGGCUACUCAGCAUGCAAGAAAAAACCAAGAAAUCAUCCUGGAAUGCAAACAAUUUGUCUGUGAAGGCAUGUGUGAGUCUUGCCAAGAUGCUGAGGGCACAUUCAGCUGUGUGGCUUGCACUGGGGACCAUGGCUGGUGCCACCCUUGCAUGAUUAAGUCACAUCAGUCAUUACCUUUUCUCAAAAUCCAAUUGUGGAUUAGCAAGUGCUUCAAGGAUGUCACUCUUGCCGACCUGGGUUUUGUGUGGUACUUGGGCCAUAGGGGCAAGCCUUGCCCUUGGUAUGGAGCUUCACUACUUUAUGAUGGCGGCAUGGAAGCUUUGCCACAUGAUACCAACCCUGUUACUAUCGUGCAUUCUUCCGGUGUCAUGCAUGAUACACAAGAGGCAUAUUUAGCCAAUAGACUUUCUUUUCAGCCACCAAGCAUAUUUAUUGAGCUUGACUCAUCAUGUUUUGUCAUGAUUUGUCAUGCUUUUAAACAGGCUGGCUCAACACACCAAAUGGCAUUGUUAGGCCUCCAAAAGGUAUAUAAGGAGCCCAAUUUUGCCAUGUAA